Molecule: messenger RNA, 1915 nt
Organism: Olea europaea var. sylvestris
Lineage: Eukaryota; Viridiplantae; Streptophyta; Magnoliopsida; Lamiales; Oleaceae
Product: cell cycle checkpoint control protein RAD9A
Exons: 11
Coding region: 119-1447 (442 amino acids)
Biological process (GO): DNA replication checkpoint signaling; DNA repair; mitotic intra-S DNA damage checkpoint signaling
Cellular component (GO): checkpoint clamp complex
Source: RefSeq, a predicted model, not a curated record
CCAGUCGUAGGCCCAACAAGGCUACCCGACGCCCUUCCCGCCAUAGAUCCCUUCCACGAUACGGAGAAGAAAAGAGAGAGAAGGUACAAUUGGAAUUGCAGUUGCAUCGCGAGAAAAAAUGGAGUUCAGUCUGAGCGGGAAUGCACUCAAGACCUUCGCUCGCUCUAUCACGUGCCUCGCACGCAUCGGGAACGAGCUUGUCCUUCAGGCCUCUCCUUCUCAGCUCACUCUUCAUACUCUUAACUCGUCGAGGUCAGCAUAUCAAUAUAUAACAUUAAGGCCCCAUUUCUUUGAUGUAUUCAGAAUAUCAGGUGGCCAGAUGCAAUGCAGCGUGCUUUUGAAGGCAAUCUGUUCUGUUCUAAGAACACCCAUUGUCAGCAUCGAUCAUUUGAGCAUGCUUUUGCCUGAUCCUGAUGCAUCGAAGGUGCAGUGGACUUUGGACUGUGUUAAUGGUAUGAAAAAAUCCUAUUGGAUUACUUGCAAUGUUGAACCUGACAUACAACAACUAUCACUUGAUCGGAGAAAGCUUCCCAGCAACUUCGUAGUAAGGCCUCGUGAUCUUAGCAGAUUAUUAGCUAAUUUUCAGUCAACCCUUCAGGAGAUCACGUUCAUUGCGACCCAGCCUUCUUCCUUACCUCUUGAUGCUGCAAAUGAAAUUGGCGGGAAAGCUGUUGAACUCAGAAGUUACAUAGACCCUACCAAAGACAAUGAUUCAACACUUCACACACAGUUGUGGAUAGAUCCUGCUGAAGAGUUUGUGCAGUAUACUCACUCUGGGGAUCCUGUAGAUGUAACAUUUGGAGUGAAAGAGUUGAAGGCAUUUCUUGCAUUCUGUGAAGGAUGUGAAGUUGACAUACACUUAUAUUUUGAUAAAGCUGGCGAGCCAAUCCUGAUGGCACCGAAAUUUGGGUUUGAUGAUGGUUCUAAUUCAAACUUUGAUGCUGCCCUAGUGCUUGCAACUAUGCUGGUGUCACAGCUCAAUGGUGUGAAUUCUACUGCACCUGCAGCAGCAGCAGCCACUGCUUCUCAUGGAACAGAGGCCCCAGUACAGGAUAGAUCAAAAGGAAAUGUUUCUGAGCAUCCAUCCGAUCACACCAGAAUAUGGUCUGAACUCUCAGGAAGUGCCACAAGAAGUGGUAAUGGUGCUGAAGAUAGGCAUGUUCCAGGGGAAAGAAAUCGAAGUACCAAUGAGCAGAGGACGACUCAGGGGAUUGGGGCAAUGCACAUUUCGAAAGAUGGAUAUGCUGCUGGAAUGCCUGGGGGUCAUAGUGACUGCCAUGCCAUGCAAAUGGAUAAUGGUCAACAGCCUCGAGAUGGGGCAGAACUAAAUGGUCAUGUUAUCUCACAACGUCAUCCAAGUAACUGGGUGGAUGCUGAUGAGGAAGAUGAUGAAGGGGAUGAGACUGACUUAUGCGUGCGCUCAACGCCUCCAUACUAUGAGGAAUGAUGGCUAUUUUGGAUUUUAUGCUUUGUUCGUUAAGAGAGUGGACUGGGUACUGGUUUCUCUUGCGAACUGAUAAUACGAGUUGGGCAAAUCUGCUAUACUGGAAAAGUUUUCUGAAAUACAUUAAUGUGAGAUAUCUAGGAGAAGGUUACCCGAUAUCAAAGUCUCUGGCCAUUAGUUCCCAGGGUUUUUCGGGUGGAUGAUGCAGUGCAUAUAAGCGGAAGUUGUAAGGUUUGAUUGAAUGUUUCAAAUCUGGACUGAAUUUCAGCAUUAUCCGUACUGCUUGCUCUCAUCGUCAAAGUUCGUUUCUUUGUGAAGUUGCUUAAUGUAGAAGAAGAAAUACCGGAAUUCAAACUGUAAUACUUUUUAUUGAUGAUUUCGCAAAACACAAAUUUUACAAGUGAUAAAAUGUUUAGCAACAUGGAUUGGAGUCUAUUAUUAUAGAAGAAAGAGAUGAGUUUUAAAUUUUCA